This is a messenger RNA of Scleropages formosus (Asian bonytongue), 8185 nucleotides long. RefSeq names its product myomixer (gene mymx). Bases 418 to 7602 code for a protein of 2394 amino acids. Lineage: Eukaryota; Metazoa; Chordata; Actinopteri; Osteoglossiformes; Osteoglossidae. The record is from RefSeq and is a predicted model, not a curated record. Gene Ontology annotation, molecular function: phospholipid binding; protein binding. The transcript is spliced from 34 exons.
UCCCACUCCCUCUUCUUCUCAUUCUUUCGUGUCUUUUCUUUCUUUUUUUCCCGCCCCUGGCAGCAUGCCUGCCGCUCUCCUCCUGCUCCGCUCCCUCCUUAUCAGGUUGCUCGGCAGCACUUUGGCGCGAUCGGCGGCGCAGCUGGUCGCGCGCGCUCUCUCCGCCGCCGCGGCCCGCCUCGGCACCCUGCUGCGCCACAUCUGGGCGCGCGUGCGCUCGCGCGAGUCGCGCGAGGCCGUCCUGUCCUGCGUCCUCUGCGUUCUGAACAUGAGCAAGAAGGUGGACGGCUGAGCGCGGGGGGCGACGCCGGGGCGCACGAUCUGCGGACUCCACCUCGGGGUUUUCACUUCUUCUCCCACUUCCUUGCGUCUCGCUCGCACCGCGUGUGUCCUUCUCGGACCCGGACCGGAGCCACCAUGUCGGAGAGCGUCGCGAGGAAAGUGCAGCCGUUCACCAUCGGCACCAGGCUGUCGGUCCCCGCCGCCGUGCCCGCGGACCACUUGCUGGCCGGGCGGCCGCUGGACAACCGCAAGGUGCCGCGCAACCUCAACGAGCGGGUGCCCUGCCUGUACCUCGGGCAGAGCGGGCUGCCGCUGCGGGGGGUCCCCUCUGACCCGCGCCCGUCCUCGUCCCCGUCCCCGUCCCCGUGCCCGUGCCCGUGCCCGGCGGCGCAGGUGGAGAGCCGCCAGCAGCGGCGGCGGCGCGAGGAGCCGUGUGACGAGGACGCGCUCAACAGGAACGCCGCGUCGCCCACGGCCACCUCCAGGUCGAUCCGCAAGAUCACCAUCUCCGGGAGCGCGCAGAGCCCCGGGGAGCCGGGACCCCCCGCAGGCGAGCCACCCCGCAAGCUGGAGAGCGCCGCCAACAAGAACAACAACAGCAACAACAACAACAACGUCAUCGCCGUCGACAACAACAACAAGAACGACAACGAGAACGGCAAGAGCAGCAAGGCUGGCGCGAGGUGCGCGCUGCCGCGGAUCGUGGGCGUGAGCUGCGAGAACAAGCCGCAGUCCUACUUGAAGGUGUUGCUGAGGAAAGAUGCCAGCGUUGAGCAGCAGGCCUUCCUGGCUGAAGGUUCGAGUCGACCGCUGGCUGCUGGGGACAGGACCACCUCCACCUCCCAGACGCCUGGGCUGCGAGCCCCAUCGCCCCUGAGGGUCCUGCUGGAGAGGGACAGCCUGCCCUGGACAUAUGGAGAGACCCCUUCCAGUGCGAAGGACACCUCGGCUCCGAGCGAUGGGAACUUCACCCGGCACAGUGCCGCUUUCAGCAGAGAGGUGCUGCAGGCAGAGGCUUGGAUCAAGGGGAAGCUGGAGGACCUGAAAGAUGACUGCGGUGUGCAGCGAGGUCCACCGCAAGACUCGGAAGAGGUGUCCCAGACCCUCCAGCGGGACCUCAAAGACUUUGAGAACAACCUCAUACGGCUCAAUCAGAUGGGGGAGCAGUUGGCGUGCCGGUCGAACCCGACCUCAGACCUGAUACGGAAGCAGCUGGGCCAGCUCAGGGAGCAGUGGCAUGCUCUGCGGCAGAUGGCUGCGUACCCGUCCAGGGGUGUCGGUGGAGCCACGAAACUGCAGGAGUUCAACGAGAAGGCGGAGCAACUGGAGAUCUGGAUAAAGGAGAAGCAGGAGGAGGAGCGGUUGCUGGCGAAGGUCCUCGGGGAAAGUAUGGACAAAGUGCAGCUGACGAGAAGGAUCCUGGAUUUGAAACAGGACGAGCAGCAGUACCGGAGUCUUCACGAGGAGAUCAACAAUUUGGCCUUGAAGCUGGAGAAACAAAGCAAGGCUGAAGGCAGAAACAUUUCCGCCAGGAGGAAACAGAUCAACAAGAUGUGGCUGAAGGUCCAGACACUUCUCAGAGACUACCAUGAAAGUCUGCAGCUCGCCCUGGAAGUGUCCUCCUUCUACCAGCAGGCGGACAGCGUCCUCGCUGCUAUUAGCGACAAGAGGAAAAGCGUCGGCGACCGGGAAAGCGGUGGAGACAGGGAGGUUCGGGACAUCGCCCGUCAGACCAUGAUGCUGGACGUGACUGUUUCUCAGCUGUCGAACCUCCACCCAGCGCUGGCAAGCAGAGUGACACAGAAGCUGGGCGAGGUGAAGCACGCCUGGGCCGCCCUCCAGCAGGCUGUCAGGAACGAGGGGACUGCACCGCUUUCCCCGGCCUCCGAUUUCACCAGGGAAGACGGAGACCCCUCGACCCCGUCCCCGUCCAAGGAGCCUCGGGGCAGCGUGGGAAUGGAGGUGCACAGGAUCAUGGGAAAAGAGGUUAAAGAAGAACAAAACCGGCUCAAAGGAUGUGCGACUGCGAGAGACGCCGGGAGCAGCGGAGCGUUGGCUUCCGGCCAGGGCGAGGAUGGGCUUUCGGAGAGCGCGGCACCCCUGGUCUCAGGAAGUUGUCGGGAACACGCAGACGGCGUCACCCGUAGAAGCCACUCCGCGGGAGAAAGCGGGGAGCCCAAGACGGCCGACUCGAGACCCGCGGCCCCACGGGGACGAACGCUGACUUACGCGCAGCUCCAGCAGUUCACCGUGUCCGCAGACAAGACCCUUGCUUGGCUGAAGGACAACGUUGCCAUUGCAACCCACAUCUGCCGCACAGCAAGUCUGGAGGGGAUCGAGGCAGCGAGGAGGUGCCAAGCCGCCCUGGAGGACGAGAUCCUGUCCAACAGGGCCAGGAUCGAGGUGGUCAAAAAGGAGGGGCGGAGCCUCGUGCGAGCCCAUCACCCUGGGAGCGCCAAGAUCGAGGAGUUCCUGGACCAGCUGGAGGCACUGUGGGAGGAGCUGAAGAGGAGGCACCAGAGCAACGUGGUGGUGCUCCAGGAGUCGGAGAAGCUCAACCUGAAGGCCGCGAACAUCCUGAAGGACUUGAACGGCCUGGAGACCUGGCUCCAGUCGGUGGAGCGGACUAUCCGGCAGUCCUCAUUCGCUGUGGACCCUCAGUCCAUGAGCACGGCUGAGCAGGAGAGCUCUCUGCUGGAGAAGGAAGUUGCCUCGCGGGGCCUGGAGCUCCACGCACUGCGGCGGGAGGUGGAGAAGCUGCACCGCCACCGGCACGUCCGUGUCCGGCAGCUCCCAGCCCGCAUGGAGGAAGUGGAAGAGAAGUACCGCUGCGUUCGGAGCGCCCUGACACAGCAGAGUGCCGAGCUGCAGGACACCCGCAUGCUGACGGAGUUCCUGGAGCGCGUGGAGCUCGAGGAAAGCCAGGCGCUGUGCGGGAGCCACGAGGACAGCUUGGAGCAGCCUCUCCGCAGCACCCUGGCCACUGGGUCCUCCCUAACUGGCCUGCCGGGGGUUAGUGCUGCCAUGCCGCUCAUGGAGAGCAUCGGGGACCCGGUGGAGGAGCUACGGGAGGCCGUGGAGAUGCUCAACGACACGGCGAGGGAGCACUCGCUGUCCCAGGACCAGGGCAUCCAGGAGCUGCACACUCGGUACUCCUCGCUGAGCGUGCGCAUCAACCAGCAGCUGUCCCGCUGCGCGGCCCUCAACGUGGACAUCCUAGAGGCGGAGACGGACAUGGCGGUCAAGUGCGAGCCGCACCGCUGCGGACUGGAGGGGUUGUGGCAGCAGCAGGAUGACCUGCAGGUCGAGUACGAGAUCCUGAGGGACGAAGUGGAGGAGACGGAGAGGACGGCGGCGCGCCUGCAGGCCCUUUGCCCCGAGAGGGUGCGCGGCCUGCGGUCCGAGGCCCAGGCGACCCUGCAGGUCUGGGAGGAGCUGGGCGGGGCCGUGGCAGAGAAUUGCGCCCGCCUACAGCAGUUCGCCCAGCUGCGGGACUUCUUCGGGAGCUACCUGGCGCUGAUCUCGUGGACAGAAGAUACUCGGGCAUGCAUCUUCUCGGACAGCGCUGCGCACCACGGGUCCGAGGGCCAGGACGAAGCCGCCAACGAGCUGGACGUGAAGAUCGAGAAAAAGUUUCAGGAGUUUGAUGACCUGGCCGCAGCAGGACAGAAGCUCAUUGACGAGGAGCACCACCUGACGGAAAUGAUCAGGGAGAGGACGGAGGAGCUGCAGAGCAUGCUGGGUUGGAUCCUGGUGCGCUGGAGGGCGCAGAAACAACAACGGCAUAAUGGGAGAGGCAAAUCAGAAUCCAAGGGGGAUGUAAUUUACUCAGAGGCGAUAGUGUGCAGUUCAUCUCCACAGCGUGCAUCCCAGAUGGCAGCAGAGAAGACGACCUGCGGCAGUGGCAUCAAUGGCCAACUUGAAGGAAGCGUCCAGCAGCAGCUAGGCGAUGGGUACGAGGUAAUGGGCAGCAUCCGGCCGAGCGACGCCAACUCGAGCCCUCCGGGGGGAGCCCUGCAUGGCUUUCUGGCCGUGGAAGAGUCCAAGUCGCCCUUCAUCGUCCUAAAGGAGCCCGGAACUCCCCUGCGGGGCGGCACCGUCAACCUCAUCCUCAGUCUCGGUAAAACCGGGGAGUCUGUGGAGGAAGCAGAGGUCCCCGAGCCCAUUCACAGGCCUGCUGGGUCUCCCUCCUCGGCCUGUAAAAACUUUUGGAGGCGUUGCCAGGGCCUUUUGGAAAGUACAUUCGGUAGUUUAAAGCGAAAGAGAAAGAUUUGUCGGCAGAGUGCAGAUGAGGUAAGUACCUACCUGCAUGUCAAGGAGAACAAAGGCACCUCGCCGGUGUACGAGAACAUCAGUCUGCCCCACCUUACCUCCAAGGCUAAGGGGCCAACGUCUUCCUCGUCUUCCUCGCGCUCUUCCUCCUCCGCCUCUCCGCUCAAGGCCAGCUCUAGUUCACUCAUUGGCAGCCUGAAGAGCAAGAGCAUGAAGAGGAAGAGGAAGGAGGACGUGCGCAGGCACACUAUACAAAGGAUCACGGGGCCAGAAUUGCGAGAAAGCACACCCGCCAGUGCAGGUGAGCGCCACGUGCACAGUACCAACACCUGGCCUCUGAAGGAGAGGAAGAGGAAGGACGCACGAGAAACUGCCGUUUCCAGUGGCGCGGAGGGGCACGAAUACGAGAGUAAUCCCGUGGCACGGGGCAUUGGUGAUGAGCACAUAGGAGGUUUGAUGUUUUCCCAGCCCAUGUUGGAGACAAACCGGAGUUCAUCCACAGCAGAGCACAGUAAGAACCACUGCAGGUACCUGUCCUUGGGCUCGGUGCUUAGCUUCAACCUACCCAAGGACCUGAGUCUGAUUCCCAGCAUCCCCGAUGUUAUCACCAUAGGCCCUCUAGAGUCAAAAGGACUAGAUCACUUGAAGAAUGAAGUGGACCUUCGUGACCUCAACGGCCACUAUUCCCACACCGAGAGGCCCGCGGCCAUGAGUACCUUCAAACAGUCACUCUUACCCUCAAAAUGCGGCGGAGAGAAAUCAAAACUCGGCCCAACGGGGAAGGUGAGUGUCAGUGCGGACUGUCACCCAGACACUAUCGCCGUUUCCCAUCAGAACGCUCCUCUUAAGGACAGCGGUUCUGCGGAUCGCAGUCAGACCACCGUAAGGAGCAGCCUAUCAGAUCUCGAGUCGAGGCCGCUGUCAGGCACCGGUGAUCUCCGUGAGGAAGGAGGCUGGGAGGUGGACGGAACGAGUGCUUCUCUGGAUGCUGACAGACAAAGAGACAGCGACAGCCUCUUCCCAAAUGCCGCCAGAGAGGAGGAAGACCUUAAAACCGGUACCAGCGGUGUCAAAUGUACCGCAGUAGCAGCGCAUCAUAUGUGCCCCAGCAUCCACGCUAAAGUUCAAGAGCUCAACGGGCAUCGAUCCAACAAAGACUGCGCCAUCAGCCCCGAUGUGGCCUCCGGUGUCACCACACAGCUCAAAAAUCCUGCGAGCAUCAGCACACUUAAUUAUGGGGCCAUUAAGUUCUGCACAGAAGCAGCGCACCGGGUGUCUACCGACAUCAUUUUGCCCCGGGGGACCGUGGGAAGAGCUGUGUCCCUGGAGCUGGACUGCUGCAACGAAGAUCCCACCGGUCUGAAACUGGGCGCGGUCAUGACCGCGGCAGAUGCCGUUCACCCCGACCAUCAGCAGUUUGAGGAGGAAGAGGAGGAGCUGGAGGACAUCUGGAAUCAGACGAAGGGCUACCGGCAGAGCAUCUGCUCCGACAUCAUGUACCAGACCCAUCAGACAGAGCUGGCAAUCUCCCCCCCAGGUGAGCCCAGGCAACCUUCCCCCCAGGGCCAAGCCGUGCUCUACAGGAAGCUCGUCACCGCCUCGGCUCCCAACCUCCUGGUGGCCGAGUUCACGCUCCCACCUUCCGUUCAGACGCUGCUGGGCUACAGCAAGGGGCACAGUCACGAAACCGGAAAAAGCUCAUCCAGAGGAGACAGGAAGUCCUGGGCUGCCUUCCCGCAGAGAGAGCCACUUAGUGGGCAGAUAGAACUGGUAAACGAAACAGCCUCUGAUCCCGUCAAGCUGCCUGAUACAGAGGAGCGACAAAAGUAUAUCUACCAGUAUAGGGAGGAUGAGGAGGAGGGGGAGGAAGAGCUGAAGGACACGGGUUGUGCGAAGGACCAGUCCAUGAGCCUGCUGUCACUUCACAUGGGUUUGGAGAGAACGAGUUGCCGGCCGAUUGGUCCGGACAGCGGCAGAGAGGAGCAGGGACACACGAGCACCAUUGGAGGGCGCUGUAUCUCCAAAAACGGGAGGAGCCCAGAGUUCCAGUCCAUGGAGGGGAGCCUGGAGAGGAAGCACAUACUGCAGCUAGGCGGGAAGAGGGCACCCUGCCGCUCUUGGACCACCUGCCAUGCCGUCCUCUUCAGGCAGACGCUGUGCUUCUACCAGGACAGGAAGGACACGCUCAAGAGCUGCGCGUCGGGACUGCCGCUGAACCUCACCGGGGCCGAGUGCUCCCCGGUGCCCGAAUACAGCAAGAGAGCCAACUGCUUCAGCCUGCGGCUGCGAGACGGUUCCGAGUACCUCCUGAGCGCCUCCUCGCGGUUCCUCAUGAAGAAAUGGAUGCUGAAGAUCCAGGCUAACUCAGGUCUCAUCGAAGCCAACCCCCCAGAGGCAACUUGCCCGCCCAGCAGGCAGGACCUCACACUUGACACCGGUCCCACCUUCCACUGCCACUGUGUCACCAAAUGCCACUGUCCCUCCAUGCGUGGCUCCCUUUCCUCCCCCGCGGGGCGCAGCCGGGUGGGCUCGGCGAGAGCCAACGAGAUCGUCGUCCUGACAAGAGACGGCUCUCGGAUCCCAGAGUGGCACCGUGAGAACCUGGAGGAGGAGCUUUCACCAGGCCGGCUGGCACAUGGCGAUCAGCACGACUACUACGGCUCCUUGCAACAGACCAUGAAGCAGAGACUUUCCCAGCGUCUCCUAGAGACCAGCGCCCAACCGCCUCAGUCAUCGUUCCACGACGGUGGUGAUUGUCUCAUCAGCAAGCGCCGCUCCCACUCCUUCACAUCAGCCACGUACCAGAAGAUCACCCCGGUGGCUUUCCCUCCCGGUGGCCGUGAAGGUGGCUCCAGGUACUCAGUGACUCUCUUCAUCGGGGAUCAGCUCUCGGAGGCCACGCCCCUUAUCAAGAAGCGCGACUGUCCCCACCCAGCGGGCUGGCAGCGGGAGCCCUUCCUGGACACACCCCCUGAGAUGAGCUACUCUUCGCUCCCUCGGCCGAGGAACAAAUCCGUCUUCAAAAAGUUUUUCGGGAAAAGGGAGUGACGGUGACAGGAUAGGACACCCGACCUCUGAGCUCCGCGGAGGGGGAGGGGCCUCUUGAAUGUCAAAAACGACAGUGUUAUUUUUCCCCUGUGCAGAGCACAUUCAGUUGUCUUAAAGUUUUUAUUUUUUUUAACAUAUAUUUAUGUUUGACAGUGGAAAUGCUUGAGCGUUUUGCUGUUGCUUUGCUUUGUUUAAACGCUGAGGUUAUCAUCCCUGCAGGUGUGUGAGUUUGUCCCUAAGUGACAGGCCUCGUACCGUCAAAACACUCCUUUUUCUCGUAAAACCAGGUCUCCUUCUCCAAAUACUGCUAGUCGUGAAACAAAUGUGGAGACCUUUAGUCCUACUGCAGGGUUCUUUAUCCAAAUGAGUCUUAUUGAAGCUUCUGUUCAGUUAAAUGCUUUUAUCAUUGCAAAAAUAUUAAAUAUUAAGAUGGGAUGCACAAUGUAUGUACAGUAGCCAACAUAGCACGGUCCACUGCCGAUUUCCUCCCUAAUUUUGGUGACCUUCCGUUUUGUGUGAUGGAUAUUACCUUCACUGUACCAAGCAACCGAUUUGGAUUAAAUACAAGUUUACGUAACAAUUG